Dromaius novaehollandiae (emu) is the source of this 5903-nucleotide messenger RNA. RefSeq names its product zinc and ring finger 3 (gene ZNRF3). NCBI's taxonomy places the organism in Eukaryota, Metazoa, Chordata, Aves, Casuariiformes, Dromaiidae. Bases 516 to 3038 code for a protein of 840 amino acids. Gene Ontology annotation, molecular function: ubiquitin protein ligase activity; frizzled binding. Gene Ontology annotation, cellular component: plasma membrane. Gene Ontology annotation, biological process: negative regulation of canonical Wnt signaling pathway; ubiquitin-dependent protein catabolic process; Wnt receptor catabolic process. The transcript has 10 exons. The record is from RefSeq and is a predicted model, not a curated record.
CACGUGGAGCACAUGAAAGGGGAGCGGCGCGGCGGGGCGGGGCGGCGCCGCGGCGAGGGACGGGAGCGCGGGCGGCGGCUGCCAUGGGGCUCUGAGGCGCGGCGGUGCCCGGCCCCGGAGCUGGAGCCGCUGGGGAGCGAUGCGCGGCGGCGGCGGGGCGCCGCUCCCCCCCGCCGCGCGAUGAGGGGCCGCGGGGCCGGCGCGGGGCCGGCCGUGCCGCCGCCGCUGGUGCUGCUGGGGCUGCUGCUGGCCGCGGCGCCGGGCGCGGCGCUGGGCAAGGAGACGGCGUUCGUGGAGGUGGUGCUCUUCGAGUCCAGCCCCAGCGGCGACUACACCACCUACACCACGGGGCUGCAGGGCCGCUUCUCCCGCGCGGGGGCCACGCUGAGCGCCGAGGGCGAGAUCGUGCAGAGAAUAAGCCGUACUAUGAAUGUUCACAGAAAGAAGCAGAGCUGGUAUAGAGUGUUUCAAUUCCCAAAGAAGUUCUUCUCUGGGGUACUCGGUAUAUCGAAGACAUGAUAACAAAUAUCCAGAUGCAUCCACUUGGACUGUGUAAUAGCAACGAUGAAGAAGACCUAUAUGAAUACGGCUGGGUAGGAGUGGUGAAGCUGGAACAGCCAGAGUUGGAACCUAAACCAUGCCUCACAGUACUAGGAAAGGCAAAACGAGCAGUGCAGCGAGGAGCCACAGCAGUCAUCUUUGAUGUUUCUGAAAACCCAGAUGCCAUUGAUCAGCUGAACCAGGGCUCAGAAGACCCCCUGAAGAGACCGGUGGUGUACGUGAAAGGUGCUGAUGCUGUUAAGCUAAUGAACAUAGUUAACAAGCAGAAAGUGGCACGAGCAAGGAUUCAGCAUCGCGCCCCACGGCAACCCACCGAGUACUUUGAUAUGGGAAUUUUCCUGGCCUUUUUUGUGGUUGUGUCUCUUGUUUGCCUCAUUCUUCUUGUCAAGAUCAAACUGAAACAGCGACGUAGUCAGAAUUCUAUGAACAGGCUUGCAGUGCAAGCAUUGGAAAAAAUGGAAACCAGGAAGUUUAAGUCCAAAAGUAAGGGACACCGGGAAGGUAGCUGUGGAGCACUGGACACAUUGAGUAGCAGCUCUACCUCUGACUGUGCCAUCUGCUUGGAGAAGUACAUUGAUGGGGAGGAGCUGCGUGUCAUUCCUUGCACUCACCGAUUUCACAAGAAAUGCGUGGAUCCGUGGCUACUACAGCAUCAUACCUGCCCUCACUGCCGCCAUAACAUUAUAGAACAGAAGAAGGGAAGCGCAGGUCCAGUCUGCCUGGAACCCACCCACCCAGCACGCAGCCGGCAGCAGAGGGUGAUUCUGCCUGUACAUUACCCAGGCCGAGUGCACAGAGCAAACCAGAUUACAGCAUAUCCCACCCGUACAAGCAUGGACCCUCAUGGAAACCCUAUCACGGUACUUACAGUUGACCGGCACGGUGAACAGAGCCUCUACCCAGCCCAGUCCUCAGCCUAUAUCCGAAGUUAUCAGCCAAUUCGUUUGGACCAUGCUUUAAAUACACAUCACUGUAGCCUGGAACAUAGCGCUUACUCUCCAGCUCACACCUUCCGAAGACCUAAAUUCAGUGGACGCAACUUUUCCAAAGCAGCGUGCUUUUCCCAGUAUGAGACCAUGUAUCAGCACUACUACUUCCAAGGCCUUAGUUACCCUGAGCAAGAUGGACAGCCUCCAGCUGGCGUUUCCUCAAAGGGUCCCUCCCGUGCCUUCCAGCCUGGUAGCAGCAUGCUUUUCCCUCCUGUGGUACAUGUAGUGCCCUCGUCCCGUUUGGAGAGUGGCAGUACCUCCAGCUUUAGCUGCUAUCAUGGUCAUCGUUCAGUGUGCAGUGGAUAUUUGGCUGACUGCCCUGGGAGUGACAGCAGCAGCAGCAGUUCUGGUCAGUGCCACUGCUCCUCUAGUGAUUCUAUGGUUGACUGCACUGAGGUCAGCAACCAGGGGGUUUAUGGGAGCUGCUCCACCUUCCGCAGCUCUUUGAGCAGUGACUAUGACCCUUACAUUUACCGCAGUAAGAGCCCUUGCCGAGCGGGUGAGGUCGGUGGUGCAAACAGGGGUGCAAUUGUUCUCUUGGAGGGCCCCUGUCAGGACGAGCUUCCAGCUCAUGGUCACAGCGUGGUGGGUGCUGACUGCCGGCCUGUGCCAGCUUCUUCCUCAGGGGACCAACUGUCUAAUUGCAGCAUGGAUAUGAACUAUAGCAGUAAUUCCUCGCUAGAGCACAGGGAUCCAAAUGGCACUACCUCAGAGGGAGGACCUGAGGCCACUCCUGGUGCUGCCUUGGAUGUUAAAAGGAACUGGAAGAAUCCAGAGUUAGCAGGGCCACUUAUGGAGCAAGCAUGCACCUGCUGCUUUGAACUCCAGCACUCUGCCCUGGAGCCUAGCAAUGGGGCAGCUGACUGCAGUGCACUCUUCCUUAGCUCUCCGCUGUGGGGAGCAUGUGGCCCGGGGAUGGAGCCACAGUCAGGGAGCACGCAGGGCUUGUACAGUAUUAACUCAGACCACUUGCAUAGGACAGAUGGGGUAAAAUAUGAGGGGUUGCCCUGCUGCUUCUAUGAAGAGAAACAGGUAGCCUGUAGUAGCAACAGUGGCAGUGGAGGCGGUGGCUGCUAUACAGAAGACUAUGCAGUGAAUGUGCAGUACACACUUCCUGAUGAGCCCUUGCCAAGCUGCUGUAAGGGUGUAUGUGAUCUGGGUCAGCGCAUUCCCAUCAUUCCUGAAGACAGAGACUGUGAGCUGAUCCUACCUACAGAGUGCCAAGGGACCUACACAGGAGGCUGUAGUUCCUGGGAUGGGACGCCUGAGCUAGAUACUUAUCUGCACUGCCAGGGUUUAGGAGAGGUACAGGACGAGAGGGAGGUGUGUUAUGAGGCAUCGUCUUUCCUGCGGCAGAACUUCUCUCAGGAGGAGGAAGCCAGAAUGCUCUUUCCCAGUCUCACUUUGAACUCCCAGAAGCUGAUGGUGACCACAACGGCCACAGGUGCUGGAUCUCAUCCCUUGGAGAGAAGCCAGAUCAGUGACUAGAUCUGUCCAGACUGCCACAGGUGGAGAAGCGGAGCUUAUCAGAGACUCCACAUUCUCUUGGACUUCAAAAUCUUUUAAGCUUUGACAAACACAAAAGUGGUAAUGUGGAGAAGUCCCUCCCCCACUUUCUGUUCCUCUGCAUCCACAUCAGCCUGAUUGUCUCCUUUCUCCCUCUUGCCUGAAACCUUCAGGCCUCCAUUGGUGUGCAAAGCCCAUGUGGGGCAUGGUGUAGAGCAUCUCUGAGCUCUAGUGCCGUAUCUAUAUUAAUGACAAAGUGUUAUUUAUAUUUUCUUUUUAGAAGUGACCAUGUUAGCUCUUGCUGAGAGGUAACAUGGUGUAUUAAAUAAGCCAGGCUAUGUGUAGAUGCUGUUAUCUCCUACUUAAAGGAGUCCAGCCUUUGAUAAGCUCAGGGCUACACCUGCCUUAGAAACCAGAUAGCACCUUGAAGUAAAGUAGUCCAGAGGGAUACAGCUGCUGAACAGAUGCUCAGAUACUGACUAUUCCUAGUAGCAAAUCCUAGUAGCCAGCAAAUUAUAUGAGAGAUUUGGAGGGAGAUGAAGCAUUGGACUGUAUCCUUCCUUCCCUGCCUCUACCAACCUCCUUUCAUGCUGCUCUGAUGAUUUGGCUAGGAAGGGUCUCCUGCCAUUAUGAUUAGUUUUAACAGAGUGGGGGUAGGGAAACUGGUAGCUCAGAAUGUUCUCAUUCCCACUUCCUGCUAAAGCAUGGACCUCUCUGUACCUUCUGACUGGUGAAGAAUGCUGGGGACCACUCAAGUGGAUAUUAGAAGGAAAUGCUUAGAAAGGGUAAUAGCUUUGUACGUAAUGAAUCUUGCCUUCCAUAGGCAACUUUUCAGGCACUCAUAGCCCUUGUUAUCGUUAUUCCCUGGUGAGAAAUGCUGGCAUAUGCAGGAAAAUGGAGCUCGCAGGGGGCCUAUAGCUUACCUGGCUCUUUUUUGAAAUAGGUCAGGUGGUAGACUGCACACAUGCCUAAUGAAACUAGUGCUUUUCACCUGUUGUGCAUGUGGGAAAGUGAGGACUUGCUUUAGUCAUUGUUUCCUUCUUUGCUGUGGUUGAUGUAGCUUCCAUAGAUCGAUCUGUUUUAAAGGUUUCUUGGGCCCAGCCAGUUGCGCUUCAUUUGUGACUUGCGUACAGAGUGCUUUCUGUAUCCCGUUAGUCUGGGCACAUACUUCUUUUCUUGUUCUUGUACUAGUGGGGACGUUUGUUAUCAUGGGAUAAUGUACGUCGUCACUUCUGAUAGCAAUUGUUUCCUGUGGAAACAGCGGCUUCUGAGUAAGAGGCUACCAUAGCAUGGUUUAAAUUGCCUGUCAUGCUGCAUGUGCCUGAGGACACAGUGUCAUCCUGUCUGGUGUAUUCACAGCAGGAAUUCUCCUAAAGGGAAACUAAUUAGUUAAUACCCACAGUGUCAGUCUUAUGAAAAGAUUUUUCCAAAAAAUUUUCCAAGAAAGUUCAGUACACUUUGAAGAUAUUUAAAAGAUAUUAAGAAGAGAUGUAUACUUCCCAUUACAUCUUCUACAAAAACAAAGUCCUUGAUAGCACUGGACUAAUUGUGAGACCCAGUUAUCUUGUUUGCUUUAUAGUCCCAAAUGAAAUACUUCAAAAGAAUUAAACACCUAAGAAAUAACAACAAAAAAAAGCUGUUUCCUUUUACUUUCAGUACUCAAUAGCUAAGAGAAAUAUAAAACUAUUCAAAGGAACCCACAUUAGAACUUUCUAAAUUAAUUACCACCUCAGCUAUUCUGAGAAUUAAUGCAAGAUAAUACCUGGGUAUAAAAUUAAAAGAAAAAUUACAAUAAACACAUUUUCUGUGUAUAAACCUAAAGAAAAGCUAUUCAUUCACUUAAUGACUAUAGUAAGUGGUAUGUUUUGGGAGAAUAAACCCUAAAGUGUGCGUCCUUUUUUAAAUUUUUUAAUUUUUUUAUUAUUUUUUUUUUUAGUCUUGCAUUACUCCUCCCUCUCCUCAAAAGAAAUGCAUUGUAGAAGCUAUGGUAUAUUACCUUGGUUAUCCUAUUUGGUAUAUUGUGAGGCACUGUCUAAGGCCACUAAGAUGCAUUGUGCUCUAUAACUACACAGCAUGUUGUGGUAAAAUGCAGUUAUAGAAAAGCUAUUUGAAUGUUCUGGCUUAUGAUGUUCCUGGACAUGCUGGUCUCAUUCACAUGUCAUGGAAAUCUCUGCCAGUACAGUAAUCUCUACAGGCCUUACUAUAAAGAUACCCUACACUUGGUUUCUAUGUUUGGUUUUAUAUUCAGUGUUUAGUUAAUUCUCUGCUACCUAUAUGUCCAUACAGACUUAUAGGCCAGCUGGCCUUGAUAGAUGUUUUUAUAACAAAAUGCCUUUCUACUACUUAUAUGAACAGUUGUCAUUGUGUUUGGUUCAUGAGGCACUAUUUAAAAUGUUCUUAAUUAAAGUUAUCUUAUAGCACUUAAAAUUGUUUUGUAUAAAAUUUGCUGUAAAAUUUGUAAUAUGGUCAAAGGGCUCUUUCUCCUUCAUUACCAUUUUUUAAAAUGUUUUAAAAGCUAGAAAACAUCUUGUAUAUAUUCUGUAUAUGUAUAGCAGCACAUUUCAUUUAUGGAAAUAUGUUCUCAGAAUAUUUAUUUACUAAUAUAUUUAUCUUAAGCCAUGUCCUAUGUUGAGAGUGUGUGACAUUAUUGUAAUAAUCAUUGAAAAUCACUAACAUGAGGCCCUGUAAAUACAUGAUAAUUGCACACAAAGAUUUUACAGUACUUGCCGACCAAAAAUGAUUUAAGAAAAGUUGUAGUUACCUGCAGUUUUGUAAGAAAGUGUACAAAUAUCUGUAUUAAAAAAAAAAAAAGCAAAAACACACAAAAAUACAGUUUUAUUGCAUAUA